AGCUUUCAUGUGUCAUGUGGAGACACUGAUGGAAAUCAGUUUAAAGGAAUUGAUUUAGAAGGUCAAAUAUAUUAUGUGGUCUACUGUAAAACGCAUCAAAAGGAUCAUGCUGCUAUUAUGGACAUUUUGG
Messenger RNA from Scutellospora calospora, 130 nucleotides. Lineage: Eukaryota; Fungi; Glomeromycota; Glomeromycetes; Diversisporales; Gigasporaceae. The record is from the annotation of a GenBank genome assembly.